CAAAACUGCUACACCACGUCCCCUCCAAUUCCUACUCUCACUAAACUCUGUUAUUUUCUUCCAUUAAAAUCAUACGACCUUCCUUUUACAGCUCUGCGUAUUGCUACGUAUCAUCUGCAAGAUCAUGCCUACUAAUCCUAACAAAGAUCAGUUCCACAUGUCCGAUCUCAGUUCUUCCCUCCCCGCGGCGGCCGCCGCUCUGAGCGCAGAGGAUCGCGAUGGCUUAGUUGAUGCGUUGAAGAAAAAGCUUCACAGCUUGGCUAGGCGGCAUUCGAAUAUCCUCGAGACUUUGACGCCGACUGUACGGAAGCGUGUAGAAGCACUGAGGCAGAUUCAGAGCCAACAUAAUGAACUUGAGGCCAAUUUUUUCGAAGAGAGAGCAGCGCUUGAAGCUACAUACCAAAAGCAGUAUGAACCCCUUUAUACCAAGAGAUAUGAAAUAGUGAAUGGCAUUGAGGAAGUUGAAGGUAUUAGAGAAGCUUCUCCUCACCAAGGAGAGGACAAUGGAACUGAAGAAAAAGGUGUGCCUUACUUCUGGCUGAAUGCAAUGAAGAUGAAUGAGAUAUUGACAGAGGAGAUCUCAGAGAGGGAUGAAGAGGCUCUAAAAUAUCUGAAGGACAUAAAGUGUUCUAGGGUUGAAGAUUCAAAGGGUUUUAAACUCGAGUUUUUCUUUGACCCCAAUCCAUUCUUCAAGAACACUGUCUUGGUGAAAACAUAUCACAUGCUUGACGAUGAUGAACCUAUAUUAGAGAAGGCAACUGGGACGCAUAUCGAAUGGCAUCCUGGAAAGUGCCUUACUCAAAAGAUCUUGAAAAAGAAACCAAAGAAGGGGUCAAAUUAUGCCAAACCUAUAACUAGAACUGAAAAUUGUGAUAGUUUUUUCAAUUUUUUCAACCCUCCUCAAGUUCCAGAUGAUGAUGAUGAAAUGGAUGAUGAUAUUGCUGAAGAUCUUCAUGAGCAAAUGGAACAAGACUAUGAUAUUGGAUCAACUAUUCGGGAUAAAAUAAUCCCUCAUGCUGUAUCAUGGUUUACGGGUGAAGCUGCUCAAGCAGAUGAGUUUGAUGAUACUGUAGAGGACAAUGAAUGUGAUGAAGAUGAAGAUUUGGAUGACAAUGAUGAUGAAGAUGGAAAGUGACAGCAAGAACAAUGGUGUGAGAUCAACAGGGCAAGCGUCUUCCUCGGUGUAGAAGUAGUAGCUGAUUGUGUUAUAGAGUAGGCUGGUUGAUGGCCUAAUAGUAACUUGACUGCUGUUUUUUUCCUUUUUGUUAUCAUUUUGCAUCUAGUUUUUUGACAACACUGGUUUGUUUUCAUAUUUUCAUCCCUCCAUCUUUAAAACUUCUAUUUAUUAUCUGGUAUUACAUAAAUAAAAUAUUGGAUUAAAAUCCAGAAAUUCAAUUGAAUUAAAUUCAAACAAUUGUUAUGGUUGAUAACUUGAUAC
This is a messenger RNA of Cuscuta epithymum, 1438 nucleotides long. NCBI's taxonomy places the organism in Eukaryota, Viridiplantae, Streptophyta, Magnoliopsida, Solanales, Convolvulaceae. The record is from the annotation of a GenBank genome assembly.